AUGCCUAACUGGGGAGCAGAAGAAAAACGCGUUACCAAUAGCAAAGAGCUACGUGAUGUGGAUAUGUAUGUAUAUACACUUCCUGCCGGACUUUUGGGUACUUUUAUUGGUCGAGCCCUCCGUUUCCGUGUGGGGAGCUUUGCCUACACCGUCAGCACAAAAGACCGCGCGCUUAAAUCUGUGGAAGUGGACGCGGACUCUCUGCAGCCGCAGUGUGAAGUUGACCGCCGUAAGUUUGAGCGGGUUGGAUUGACCGCCUCCGAGAUGGAGCGUGUGGCCCGGCGGACCAGCAGUUAUGUACUGAACGCCGCCAGCUUUCCCCGCAUUGUCUACACCGUGGAGCAGCAAAGUGAGGAGGAUAUUGCGGGAAAACUGCAGUUGCGAGGGGAAACACAUCCGGUGCAGUGCAGUAAAGUAGUGGAGGGGCCGGAGCUCAUUGUGCGGUGUCCAAUCGACACACGACUCUUUCAUGUUCCGUUGUACUCGCAGUUGUUUGGAUUGCUGAGUGUUUCACCACACGUGGAGGUGGAGACACGGGUUCCACUAAAGGUACUGAGAUUGUGA
Molecule: messenger RNA, 564 nt
Organism: Trypanosoma theileri
Lineage: Eukaryota; Euglenozoa; Kinetoplastea; Trypanosomatida; Trypanosomatidae
Exons: 1
Coding region: 1-564 (187 amino acids)
Source: RefSeq, a predicted model, not a curated record